CCACGCAUCACUGGCCUACCCCCUCCGAGCUCCCACCCAUCGUCUACCAUCUCCUCUCGCCCUGAAAAAAUGUUCACUUCCCGGGCCCUCACCUCGGCCUUCCGCGCUGGCGCGCCUCGCGCCCCAAUUGCCGCCCGUGUCGUCGCAACCCGAAGCUACGCCCAGGCCGCUGCACCCAGCGGCGCUUCCACCAAGCCUCCCGUUGCGCUCUUUGGUGUUGACGGAACCUAUGCCAGCGCCCUUUACACCGCGGCCGCCAAAACCAGCACUCUCGAACCCACCGCCAAGUCAUUGGAGACUCUCUCCAGCGUCUUCAAGAAGGACCCCAAGCUCUCCACCGUCCUCAGCGCCCCCACCCUUACCGUGUCCGACAAGCAGCAGAUCGUCGCUGAGCUCCAGAAGCACAUCGGUAGCGCGGACAAGGAGGGCGUCGUGAAGAACUUCUUGGAUACUCUUGCCCUCAACAACAGGCUCGGUGCUUUGGAGGGUGUUGUAGAGAAGUUCAGCGAACUCAUGAGUGCGUACAGGGGUGAGAUCGAAUUGACCGUCACCAGUGCCGCGCCUCUCGACAACCGUACCAUCAGCCGUCUCGAAUCCGCCGUCAGCAAGUCCCAAUACGUGCAACAGGGCCAGAAGCUCAAGGUGGUGUCCAAGGUCAACCCGGAAAUCAAGGGCGGCCUCGUCGUCGAGAUUGGCGACCGCACCAUCGACCUCUCCGUCUCCUCCAAGAUGGCCAAGAUGAACAAGCUACUCAAGGACUCUUUGUAA
This is a messenger RNA of Periconia digitata, 768 nucleotides long. NCBI's taxonomy places the organism in Eukaryota, Fungi, Ascomycota, Dothideomycetes, Pleosporales, Periconiaceae. The record is from the annotation of a GenBank genome assembly.